ACGAGUGCUUCCGAGGAUACCAAGGGACAACGAGCAGCGGGACAUCAUCGCCGACCAUGAACAUCGUAGAGAGUCUCGACGCCCCUUCCUCAUACCGCGACUCGCGGUCUCGAGCAUCGCAGCAGGCAUACCAGGCUGCCCUCUCCUCAACCUCGACGCUGUACCUGGGCAACCUCUCAUUCUACACUACUGAGGAACAGAUUUAUGAGCUCUUCAACCGAGUCAGUCUGCCUUCGUCGGGAGGUGGCAUACGGAGAAUCAUCAUGGGCUUGGAUCGGGUGCAGAAGACUCCGUGCGGCUUCGCUUUUGUAGAGUUCUACACUCAUCAGGAAGCCCUGUUGUCCCUGCGUCACAUCUCCUCUACCAAGCUGGAUGAGCGUCUCAUCCGAUGCGACCUGGAUCCAGGCUACACAGAAGGCCGUCAGUACGGUCGAGGCCGAUCAGGCGGGCAGGUACGAGACGAGCACCGCAUCGAGUACGAUGCGGGACGAGGAGGAUGGGGUGCAGGACGUCUGAGGGAGGAGGAAGAGCGCCUGAAGCGCGAGGCAGAGGAGGCAAAGAGAAAGGAGGAGCAAGAGAGCCUGUACAGGAAUGCCGAGAUGGAAGGACAGGGAGCUGGACAGCAGGGUGCUACAGUGCCUGGAGGUGCCGAUGCCGAGUACUUUGAGCUCGAGGGCGAGCAGAGGGGUACCGCUGGGGGCGAUGCAGCGGAUGUCAGGGACAGUGGCAUCGGACCUGGUAAGAGAGAUCGGAGAGACAGCGAUGAGGACGACUUUGAUGAUGACGAUGGACCGAAGAGGAGGAGAGAAAGGAGCUUCGAUUAGCAGACAGAGAGCGGACAUUGGCAGC
Microstroma glucosiphilum is the source of this 849-nucleotide messenger RNA. Its product is annotated as RNA-binding domain-containing protein. Gene Ontology annotation, biological process: mRNA cis splicing, via spliceosome. The coding region runs from base 57 to 824 and encodes 255 amino acids. The record is from RefSeq and is a predicted model, not a curated record. Gene Ontology annotation, molecular function: RNA cap binding. Gene Ontology annotation, cellular component: nuclear cap binding complex. NCBI's taxonomy places the organism in Eukaryota, Fungi, Basidiomycota, Exobasidiomycetes, Microstromatales, Microstromataceae. The transcript has 3 exons.